CAAGUAUCACUGAAUGUCUUCUGCUUCCAUACGUCAGUCACUAACGCCACUUCCUGCAUAUCGUCUCCAUAUCUGGCCUCAGAACGAUGCCCGAGACAUCAAACCCACCGCUCGCUCUUGUUCCGCCGACAAGCCUUUCCGAGCGGAAUAGGGCUACGAUGCCGCUAUGAUUGCGGAAAGAUAACCCGCGAUAUGCUGGCGGCUCUGCUGCAGUUCCGCAGGACAAUAUGUGCAUAUAUACCGGGCCCAAUUGCCAUCUUUCUUCUCAGCCACAACUCAUCCCAGAAUAUCCAUACCACUCUGGAUUUUCUCCACACACCCAAACUCAUCACCCGAACCAUUACCCGAACCACCACCAAACCCACAUCAACCCAACCACAACCUCCCGCCAUGUCUAUCUCAUCUAACCUUUCCUCCUCAUCGAUUUCAACUUUAUCAUCGUCUUCGUCUUCGUCUUCGAUUUCUCUAAACCAGAAUUUCUGCUGGAUUGGACCCUACGCGCCGUACCCGGCCUCCUGGACCGAAGGGCUACCUAGAUAUUCUAAAGAGAUGGAGGCUUUUGAGCUUUACAAGCGGGUAAUGCUGGCCGAGUAUCAGGCUCGCCGGGACAAGGAGAUGAAGGAAGAAGAGCUUCAAAACCGAGUUUCCUACAUGCCCAACGACCACAUGCCCCGAGUCUGGCUCCACGGCGACGUCGUCUCCAUGAACGUCGGCCAAGUCAACAUCUUCAUCGGCACCGGCAACGCUCUCAAGGGCGAGUCUCCCGAUGUCAUCCGCACCAAGGUCACCUCCACCGUCCGUGUCGCUCACUACGGAGAGAUGGAGGCCUUCGAGAAGGCCCUUCUUUUGCAAGAGUACAUGGAGACUCAGAUUUCAAAGCUCACCUGCGAGCUUCGACAGGAAGCUCACGCCCAAGGCCGCAUUAUCUUCCCCUUACAGAUGGUGUCAUACCUCCGAGACGCUGCUACCCUCAUAUACCGCGAGCUCGAAGACUACGGUCUGACCUAUGGCUUCAACCUCGUCAUCUCCAACAGAAAGUCUCAGUUUCACCGAGCUGUGAAGCAGGGUGGCUGCCAAGCUCGAGCAGACAUGGAAGGGAUUGACACGUCUGAUGUUUACUAUGUCUAUCGACAUCUGAUCAGGGACAAGGAGGUGCAUGUGGGCUUGGCCGUAAAUGCUGUCCUUCUUGACAGCCCUUGUUCUCCCAAGAGAAGGUUUCCCACCGCUCUCAAGCGGGGGCUUGCGGCGGUCUGCCCCCACCGUCGCUCGACUGUUCGCCCUGUGGCGUCGACGUUUUAAAAGAAGAAGCAGGUGAUAUGAUGGACAUUUAUCAUUCGAUAUAGUUUGCUACAUUUAGCACUGACAAUAGACUCUCAAUUCAGUAGUCAGCGCGUCAUAUGUAUAUAUGCAAUUCUGCA
Cryptococcus amylolentus CBS 6039 is the source of this 1418-nucleotide messenger RNA. RefSeq lists its product as hypothetical. The coding region runs from base 193 to 1299 and encodes 368 amino acids. The record is from RefSeq and is a predicted model, not a curated record. Lineage: Eukaryota; Fungi; Basidiomycota; Tremellomycetes; Tremellales; Cryptococcaceae. The transcript has 2 exons.